Phytophthora sojae is the source of this 273-nucleotide messenger RNA. RefSeq lists its product as hypothetical. The transcript has a single exon. The record is from RefSeq and is a predicted model, not a curated record. Lineage: Eukaryota; Oomycota; Peronosporomycetes; Peronosporales; Peronosporaceae. The annotation marks the transcript as partial.
AUGCAGACCCAGUUGCAGAUGCAAAUGCAACAGGCCAACAGUCGUUUUCAGCAACUACUGGCCUCGCAAGGUGAACGACGGAAGAAGGAUCCUCCCACGUAUGAAGGGAAAUUUGGCGAAGACCUGGAACUUUGGAUCUUUGCUACGGAGGAGUACUACGCUAACAAACGAGGAAUAAUGGAUGCCGAUACGUCCGAUUUUGUGACCAUGAUAUCAAGCAGUUUAGGCAAGUCUGUGCUGAACUGGUAUCGUGCCUUUUCGUCGGAUUGUGAU